AUGACCAACUUGACACCUGUCUUAAUUGCAAACUUCCCGACAGAAAACGAAGACCUCCAGAACCCCCACCUUCAAGUGACUUUGAAAAUGUCAACCGAAGAGGUUCGGGCCCACCCAUUCACCGAUGUGACCCUGGACUGCGAGUUCUCCUUUAUAGAAAGCACAGAAAACCUUGAGUUUUACUGGGAGAGAGAAGACAUAAUAGAGGAAUAUGAGGUGGAAGACCGUGACUUUUACCGCUUUUUUAGGUACUACGACUUCUUUCAAGUGUUCACAAAGGUGGUUUACCAGUUUUACGAUAAUGCGGAGCAACUUGAAGAGCAGAAUGCCUUAUAUGAGGGAAGAGUCUCUGUGGAUCAGAGUGAAAUCUCUGAGGGGAUUCUGUCCCUUCUGCUACGAAACGUGGAUUUCAUGGACGAAGCUUUGUACAAGUGCUCAGCCAUCGCCCCCAGCGGUAGAGGGGAGAGUACAGUCAAGCUCAUAGUGGAAGAUUCUGAAAUGCCCCAGGUGAAGUUCGAGAAGAUUGAUGAAGAAGAUGUGGUCACAUGCACAUCCAAGGGCUGGUAUCUCACCCCCAACGUGACCUGGUUAGACCGGGGAGAGAGGGACCUUAGCAACCACAGCACAGUGGAGGUCCUGGAGGAGCAGAUGAACGGCUUGUACAGAGUGUACUCCGUCCUCAGAUACCCAGUCAAGUUAAAUGAAAAAUACGUCUGCCACAUUACAGAGACAAAUGAAAACAACCGGCCCACCAGAUCCAUCCGGCGGUACCCAAGUAAGUGCGGCUCCGAGGGGAGAGUGACAACGGGCCGCUCUUCACCACACAGAAGCCACCACGCAUUAAUAUUUACUGAACGCCAAACAUAG
Messenger RNA from Peromyscus eremicus (cactus mouse), 867 nucleotides. RefSeq names its product butyrophilin subfamily 2 member A2-like. The coding region runs from base 1 to 867 and encodes 288 amino acids. NCBI's taxonomy places the organism in Eukaryota, Metazoa, Chordata, Mammalia, Rodentia, Cricetidae. The record is from RefSeq and is a predicted model, not a curated record. The transcript has 3 exons.